This is a messenger RNA of Laccaria bicolor S238N-H82, 2148 nucleotides long. RefSeq lists its product as uncharacterized. Lineage: Eukaryota; Fungi; Basidiomycota; Agaricomycetes; Agaricales; Hydnangiaceae. The coding region runs from base 1 to 2010 and encodes 669 amino acids. The transcript is spliced from 2 exons. The record is from RefSeq and is a predicted model, not a curated record.
AUGCCUCCUCUCAAGCUUUAUGCCAGCGUUGUUGGCAAGUUUAUCGUAGAGCGGGAGCUUGGAGACAGUGUCCGAGACAAGGUUCGUGAAAGCACCAUCGAUGCUGCCAAUCAACGCUCUGGUCGCACCACCAUCCUCCUUGAAACCCCUCCCGAUGUUUCCAAUACCAAAAAGCGCAAGGACGCCCCUAUGUUUCGGAAACCCGUACGUGCAGCGGAUAAGCCAAAGACGAUACAACCCUCCACUAAUCGACCUUCACCCGCCCCUGUACAUGUUCCCAAGGAGGGUUCAUCCAAAUUACGGAAUCAUAUAAUCCAUUGGCUAGCGAUGGGUGAACGAACAGAGGACCAACUCGUAGGAUUGGUUGGUAAACCAUCUUUACGUGCUGCAGUCUGCAACAUUUUAGCUGAAGUAGCAGAGCCCUCUUCCACCCCCAAGAGUAGCCCUGAACAUUCUAUCAAGCUCUACCGUCUAAAGACGGCAUAUUGGACAGAAGUGCGACCGUAUGAGGCCUCGAUGUUAACAGAUACAGAAAGGACUAAUAUGGCCAGGGCUGCAAGGUUCGCCUUCAAGAGUCUUGGUAUCCCUGAGAGUGACCCCACUUGGAACCGUGUCCGCUAUCGAAGCACGGCAUCUAAUUUCACCACUAAUGUUCCCUCUACCUCAUCUUCUGGCUCAGCCACGGCAUCCAUGAGCGAGAAGCAGAACAAAACAGAUGGUCCGAAACGUGGAGCGUCCACUCGCGACGGCAAAGAGAAGAAGGCCAAACCCAAGUUAGACUCCGAGAUUAUGAUGAAAGACGAGAGCCUGAAGGCAUCAAAGAGUCAAUCGAAUGUCAAGGCGGGAGGGUCGACCCACCCAAGUAGUGGAAAAUCUUUGAUGACGAAUGAAGCACUCAUAGCUGCUUCGCGGAAGCUUCCUGGGUCUGGCUUCAAAUCAUCAACGGGGCCUUCCCUUCCCGCCAGCCCCAAACCCUCAAACCCUCGUCCAGCAGUUGGGGGUACUGCCACGAAAACAGCCGUAGAAGCUAAACCAGUAGUUGGCGUAUCAGCACAAAAGGUCAAGGCAAUUCGUGACGAGGCCAUAGCAUCCGACACCGAUCGGGAAAGACGACGCGAGCGAGGUUUGGAAAGAUCGAGGGUGCACCGAAAGGACGUGGAGGAAGGAGAGCAUUCAGAGGAUAGCAUUCCUCUCAAGCGCAAGAAAAUUAGCCGCGAUCACCAGGAACACGCAGGCGGGGCUCCUCAGAAAAGGCGUAAAACCGAAUCAGGCGCACUUCCCGCCGUCAGCAACGUCGACGGGAAGGAUGGUCACUCACGUCCUUCUAAUUUAGAAAAACCACGACAAAAGGUGACCCAGAAAGAGUCAUCUCCGUUACCCCCCUCAAUAUUAAAAAUGCGGAAAUACCCAUCGCCGUUGGCCCCCAAAGCAGCAAUACGCUCACCAGAAAAGGUACCUACGGCAUCAUCCUCUUCCAAACCUCAAGCUCCAGCAUAUACCGCCUCCUCGAAGCCGAGCAAGUCAAACACAGGUGCCAAACCCCGUCGACGGUCACCCAUCUACACAUCCUCUGAAGAUGAAGCAACCGAGUCUCGACCAAGCCGCAGUGCUGCGCCUCCGAAGCCAUUACCCACGUCGUCAUCAUCCAAUUCACAUUGUCACUCAUCCUCAGCACAUCAAGCUUCAUCCACUGCACAUUCUCGACCUCGAGCCGUCGCUCCACGACCGCUGCCUACUGAUCGUGCCUCUCUCCGGGCGAGGUACAAUGCUUCCUAUCUCGAAUACCUGGGGACGUUUCAGAAGUUGUACGCCCAGAAAGGAAAGAUCGAUAGCCUGCUCAAAAAUAACGAAUUAAGCACCGGGUCCAUCACAGAUUCGGAUGGAGAUGUUGAGUUGAUGGAUCAGGAAGAGCUCGCCAGUGUAGCAGCUGAGCACAAGAAGUUGCACGAUGAACUCGAGACCAUUCAACAUAUCUUCACUAAUCCUCAGAAGGGAUUCUCUAUCGAUUGAAAUACCUGGGUGGAUGGAAUGUGUAUAUUAUUUUUGUUGUCAAUCGCGUAUUAUUAUACAUAGACUGUCAGCCACUAAUCGUGUUACUAUUUACUCCAUUCUUCUUCGUGACCAUUAAAUAAAUUAGCUUCUUCCCCC